Oncorhynchus tshawytscha (Chinook salmon) is the source of this 1559-nucleotide messenger RNA. Its product is annotated as ADP-ribosylation factor-like protein 4D. The transcript has 2 exons. Gene Ontology annotation, biological process: vesicle-mediated transport; intracellular protein transport. Bases 339 to 944 code for a protein of 201 amino acids. Gene Ontology annotation, cellular component: cytoplasm. Gene Ontology annotation, molecular function: GTP binding; GTPase activity. Lineage: Eukaryota; Metazoa; Chordata; Actinopteri; Salmoniformes; Salmonidae. The record is from RefSeq and is a predicted model, not a curated record.
CUCGUUACGUCACUCGUGGGGGUUGUGUUCUACAGUCGCGCUCAGAACCUUCGGUUCCAUUCCUUGUCUGGAGAUUCGAGUAGAGGGAAGCUGGUGGGUCUAGCACCGCUUCUUUUGGAGUUUUUCUUCAGUGUGGAUUUGUGCUUGUCUGUGUUGGAAUUAUGUUGUCUGAUUCAAUACAGACACGCUAUAAAGGUCAUCAGUGAGUCCGGUUGUCUGCCUCCUGGUCUGCAGCAGCUGCCUUUGAAGUAGGUGUGAAUGCUUCAUCUCUCUGGAGAUACCCACCACUUCCCUGACUAGUCUGCCACCUCAGUAUCAGGACCAGGCAACCAGCCAGAAUGGGCAACCAGCUAACAGAGAUCGCCCCCAACACUCCUUUCCUCCCCAACUUCCAGUCUCUGCAUGUGGUCGUCAUCGGCCUGGACUCUGCAGGAAAGACCUCCCUGCUGUACAGACUAAAGCUCCGGGAGUUUGUGGAGACCAUCCCCACAAAGGGCUUCAACACUGAAAGGAUUAAAGUAGCAAUUGGAAGCUCGCGGGCCACCACCACCUUCCAGGUGUGGGACGUUGGCGGUCAAGAGAAGCUGCGGCCCCUGUGGAAGUCAUACACACGUCGCACUGAUGGCCUGGUGUUUGUUGUGGAUGCUGCAGAGGCUGAGCGCAUGGAGGAGGCCAAGGUGGAGCUCCACCGCAUCAGUCGCUCGGCAGAGAACCAGGGAGUACCAAUUCUGGUGCUUGCCAACAAGCAGGACUUGGACUCUGCAGUCUCUGCUGUGGAGGUGGAGAAGGCCUUGGCCCUCCACGAGCUUAGCAACUCCACACUGCACCACACCCAGGGAUGCAGCGCACUGAAUGGCCAGGGGCUCCAACCCGGCCUGGAGAAACUAUAUGAAAUGAUCCUAAAGAGGAAGAAGCUGCUCAGACACAGUAAGAAAAAGAGAUGAGCUGUGCGUCUGAGCUUCCGGAAGGCGCUUCGCCCGCAGAAUGGACCUCGUUGGUGUUCCUUGGAAUUUUAUGGGAAAUUUGUGCCCCGACGGAUCUGCUUCUGGUUUCCUAGUGACGGUCGGUCCAGAGGACUGAGAAAUGGACCUGUUAUACUAUACGUUGGACACAGCACGGACUACGUUUAGCCCUUUACAGUGGCUCUUUUGUUCUAUAAACAUUGCCCUCUCCUUUUUUAUCAAGUUGUGGUGCCGACACGGUCUAGUCCAAAUGUCCAGUGAUGUAUGGUAGUUCUAAUUUAGUUUACCUUGUAGUAGUUCUAAUUUAGUUUACCUUGUAGUUCACUUUGUUUCACGGAGGUGGUUCACCGUUGGAGAAGACGACGCUUUUGUAGAUCAAAAGAGGGACAGUGUUUCAUCCCACUGUUCGGAUGGCAUUGGAACUGAAAUGCCUGCUGGCACGAGGCCUGAGGCUGCUAACCAUGAUGCAAGUCUUCACCACAGUUUUGCUUGUCAUGAUGGACUUAAAUGUGUGAAGUUGUUACAACCAAUAUGUUUUUACAUUCUGUACAUAUUUUUUUGUAAUACUUACAAGUGAAUAAAUUAUUGAAGACACUA